UUGUGCAAGAUUCUGUUGUCAGAUGGCACGCUGAGCGUUGUGUAAUCGUAUGUCAAAGACUGUCCUAUCAACGUCGUAUGUGGGAGACUGCAUUGCGGGUUGCCUUGAAUUCAUCAUCACUGCAGCGUGUCCAAACAAAAUGUUCACUCAGUCACUUGGAUAGUGGAUGGACGCAGAGAAGGAUAGUUAUAACCUCCAAGAAUACGCUUAAAAAUACACGUGUCUGCUGCCUCCAUGAUCAGGGCGAUGAAUAAGCCGCUUACGAAGAAUCUAUCUACAAUUCGGAGGUGUGGAUUCAUUCAUCGGUCGUGGAUCCGUACAGUGGCGCUGGGACUGUCUUUUUUUCAUACUUCUUAGCUUUUUCCGCGUCGGUAUCAUUCUACACGCACACCUGCUCCAUAUUUGCUCCUGUAUCAUCUGGGAGAAUGACAAUGGACCCGUAUUUCUACAUCGACAUAGUCUCGCCCCCAUCGCGUCAAUAACAGGUUCUCACGGAUUCAGACGACAAGAUUUUGAGGGAAUGAACAGCUACCAAAUCAGCGUAUUAAACGUUACAACCGAGUGAUGUGGUGACAUCGGCAAAAGAUCUCGACUGACGAUCUGUAAUUCCUGUCGGUCUGUCGCACCUGCACGUCUGCCGUCACUGUCUUAACCACGAUGCUGAGUGUCUGCAUCGCUCGAUCCUCCCGGGGGGCUGGCUUCCCUUCGCAGCAUCACAGAUUCUUCGUGUGGUCCAUAUCAAGACGGAAUUACACCACCGACGUAGAAUAUCGUCCAAUUCGAAGUGUUCUUGUUGCAAACAGAGGCGAGAUUGCUAUAAGAGUAUUCCGUGCAUGUACGGAGCUGGGAAUACGUUCUGUAGCGAUCUAUUCAGAACAAGAUAAGAUGCAUAUGCACCGACAAAAGGCAGAUGAAUCAUAUCUUGUUGGCAAGGGUCUACCCCCCGUGCAGGCAUAUCUUAACAUUCCCGAAGUCAUUCGAAUAGCCAAGGAGAAUAAUGUCGAUGCUGUUCACCCUGGCUAUGGGUUCUUAUCAGAACGUUCAGAUUUUGCUCAGGCUUGUAUUGAUGCUGGUUUACGAUUUAUUGGUCCGUCUCCAAAAGUUGUUCAGCAGAUGGGAGACAAAGUUGCUGCCCGUCAGGCAGCCAUUGAUGCAGGUGUUGCUGUUGUACCUGGUACCCCUGGCCCCGUAACUACACCAGAAGAGGCCAUGGAGUUCUGUCUUAAGCACGGUCUUCCUGUUAUAUUUAAAGCCGCCUUCGGAGGAGGUGGUCGUGGUAUGAGAGUAGUUCGAAAGAUGGAGGAAGUACAAGAAAUGUUUGAGCGAGCAAGUUCAGAGGCAAAAGCUGCUUUUGGAAAUGGGGCAAUGUUCAUCGAAAAAUUCAUAGAACGACCUCGUCACAUCGAGGUCCAACUCAUGGGAGACAAAGCCGGCAAUGUCGUCCAUCUGUACGAGAGAGACUGUUCGGUUCAGAGGAGGCAUCAGAAAGUUGUAGAAAUUGCUCCAGCACCCAAGUUAGAUGUUAAGGUACGAGAUCGAAUCACAGGGCAGGCCGUGAACUUAGCCAGACACGUUGGCUAUGAGAAUGCAGGCACAGUGGAAUUCCUAUCGGAUGAAUCCGGAAACUUUUAUUUUAUUGAAGUGAACGCUAGGCUGCAGGUGGAACAUACCGUCACUGAAGAAAUAACCGGAAUUGAUUUAGUACAAACACAAAUCAGAGUGGCAGAAGGCAUGACACUUCCUGAAAUGGGGUUGACACAAGAUAAGAUUAACCCCCAGGGUUAUGCAAUACAGUGUCGAGUUACGACAGAGGACCCGGCCAAGAACUUCCAACCUGAUACCGGAAGAAUAGAGGUGUUCCGUAGCGGCGAAGGGAUGGGUAUUCGUCUUGACGGGGCAUCGGCAUUUGCUGGUGCCAUUAUAUCCCCAUAUUACGAUUCCCUCCUAGUCAAAGUAAUUGCUCACGCUGGAGACUUGCAAGCCUCAGCUGCCAAGAUGAACCGCGCUCUUAGGGAGUUUCGAGUCCGAGGAGUUAAGACAAACAUUCCGUUCUUGUUAAAUGUGCUGGAGAAUCAGAAAUUCCUUAGUGGCACCCUAGACACGUACUUUAUCGAUGAGCAUCCACAACUCUUCCAUUUACCUCAGUCACUCAACAGAGCACAGAAGUUAUUAAACUACAUUGGAACAGUCUUGGUGAAUGGACCAUCCACGCCUCUUGCCACGAAGCUGAAGCCUGCUGAAAUUAAUCCACAUGUUCCUGAAAUACCUAUAGAUUAUUCAGCCCGAGGAGCUAGUUCUGAAAGUGACUCUGAUGGAGAUGUACCAGGCCCUGAACCACCGCAGGGGUUCCGUCACAUUCUGAAGGCUCAAGGUCCAGAAGGAUUUGCUAAGACUAUACGAAACCACAAGGGUCUACUGCUGAUGGACACGACAUUCCGCGAUGCUCACCAGUCACUUCUAGCGACCCGCAUUCGUUCACACGAUCUCUUGCGAAUCUCUCCUUACGUUGCCCAUAAUUUCAACCAGCUCUACUCUAUGGAAAAUUGGGGAGGUGCAACUUUUGACGUUGCACUUCGAUUUCUCCACGAGUGCCCUUGGGAAAGGCUAGAAGACAUGCGUAAGCAGAUACCCAACAUUCCAUUCCAAAUGUUGUUGCGAGGAGCGAAUGCAGUCGGCUACACAAAUUAUCCCGACAAUGUUGUCUUCAAGUUUUGUGAGCUAUCUGUGCAGGUGGGAAUGGACAUCUUUAGAGUAUUCGAUGCGCUCAACUAUCUUCCAAACCUAGUUCUUGGUAUGGAAGCAGCUGGUAAGGCGGGGGGGGAGGCUGCCAUAUCCUAUACGGGUGAUGUUUCUGACCCCACGCGCAAGAAAUACGACCUUAAGUACUACAUUAAUCUGGCGGAUGAGCUCGUUAAAGCCGGCACUCACAUUCUGUGUAUAAAGGAUAUGGCUGGACUGCUGAAACCAGCUGCUGCAAGACUUUUGAUUACGGCACUGAGAGACAAACAUCCAGAUGUUCCGAUACACAUCCAUACCCACGACACCGCCGGAGCUGGUGUGGCUUCUAUGCUAGCUUGUGCAGAGGCAGGAGCAGAUGUCGUUGAUGUAGCAGUAGACUCAAUGUCUGGCAUGACGUCACAACCCAGUAUGGGCGCAAUUGUAGCGUCCCUGCAGGGAAGCAAACUGGAUACAGGCUUGAAUUUGAACAACGUAAGUGAGUACUCUGCUUACUGGGAGCAGACUCGCACUCUUUAUGCACCAUUCGAGUGCACAACCACAAUGAAGUCUGGUAAUGCUGAUGUGUACUUGAGUGAGAUCCCUGGAGGACAGUACACGAAUCUUCAGUUCCAAGCUUAUUCCCUUGGUCUUGAAGAGUUCUUUGAAGAUGUUAAGAAAGCUUACAGGGAAGCUAAUAUUCUUCUCGGUGAUAUAAUAAAGGUGACUCCAUCAUCAAAGGUAGUGGGUGAUCUGGCACAAUUUAUGGUGCAAAAUAAGUUGAGCGCGGAUGAUGUCCUAAGCGAUGCCGAAGAACUGAGUUUCCCCAAGUCAGUCGUUGAGUUUCUCCAAGGUUCCAUAGGUGAGCCUUACCAGGGUUUUCCUGAACCGUUCAGGUCAAAGGUGCUAAAAGACAUGCCGCGGGUGUCGGGACGACCAGGUGCGAGUUUACCGCUGUUGGACUUUGACAAACUCAAAGCAGAGCUCAAAGAAAAGCACCCGUACUCAACGGAUCGGGACGUAAUGAGUGCAGCCCUCUAUCCACAAGUAACAGACGAGUAUCUCACAUUCCACGAUAGCUUUGGACCUGUCGAUAAGUUAGAUACACGAAUUUUCCUCACUGGACCCAAAGUUGGAGAAGAAUUUGAAGUCACUAUUGCGAGAGGAAAGACCCUUGGAAUUAAGACGUUGGCCAUGGCAGAAGAUUUAACACCAAAUGGCGAGAGAGAAGUAUUCUUCGAGAUGAAUGGACAGCUCCGAUCAGUUUUCAUCAAGGACAAGGAAGCUGUUAAGGAGCUGCACAUUCAUCCGAAGGCUGAUAAGAAUGUCAAGGGUCAGGUUGGUGCUCCGAUGCCGGGUUCGGUGAUUGACAUUCGUGUGGCGGUGGGAGACAAAGUAGAGAAGGGUGCAGCGUUGGUAGUGCUGUCGGCGAUGAAGAUGGAAAUGGUUGUGCAAGCCCCUGUCGCCGGUAUCGUCAAGUCGCUGGAUAUCAAACCCAAUAUGAAACUUGAAGGAGAUGACCUCCUAAUGACCAUUGAGUAAACAUGCAGUGUGUUCAAAUAUAGGGACACAGAGGAACAACUUACGCACCAUGUUAUCCAUGGCAAUUUUUCUAUCAUUUAUUUUCUAACUUGAUCGACUGAACGUUUUAUUUGCAGGGCUCCAUGACAGGAAAAAAGAAUGAAAAUAAGAAUUAUUACUCUUGAAGAAACAUGUUUCAGACAUGAAGAGAGAGAUAGGCAAAAUGUAUGAUACACAAUUGUGAGAUGAAAAGAUUUUCAUAUAUCAACUUAACAUUUUAUCUUAUUUGAUGUUUAAUUUCUGUAGACCCACUAAAUUAUGUUAGUAUUAAAUUUGGUACAAGGUUUUCCUCAGUUUAGCAUUGUAUUUCAUUCUGUGUGAAGAGAAUUUAAUUCAAUAAGUUUUCCGUCUCGUCCGCCUGAGAUUCAACUGUGAGGGAAAAGAAAUAAUCUUGCUCUCUUAACUUUUUACAUCCCUCCCCACCAUCUGAAGAAUUAAGUUGUACCUGGUUAGUUUCACAUGAGCUAGAUUAUGUUUUACAUUUUUUCUUCUUCUUUCAAAUAUAGAAGAACAAAAAUGUUCAAAAUUUAUUCCUCUGAGGCCAAAAUUUUGUAUCUUGAAAUAACAAUACUAUUAAACGCAAUAAAAUACUCUCAGGCAAUGUUGUUCCCGAUGACGGAGACAGGGAGUGUCUCUGAAACGUUGGACUGCUGCUCCAUUUUGACGCGGCUUGUCACCCGAGAGAAUGUUAUUGCAUUUAGUCACUACAAAAGCCUCAAGUCAUAUAAAAUAGAAAUAAUAGUACGUAAAGUUGUAUCUGACUUGUGUGCUGUAAGUUAUUGACAGAAGCAUUAGCGUUAUGAGACUAGUCUUCAACCUAAGAACAUGUAAUGUUUGAGUCACAAAUUGGAAACUUGCAUCAUGUUCAGUAUUAACUUUUACAGUGUUAACAACUCUGUAUUAUGGGGCUGCUGGCUUGACUUCAGUUCCAGGACUAACUGUUUAGCAGUAUAUUGCCGCAUUGCAUGGCCAGCGGGACCAUGUCUAAGCUGUGACACACAACAUAAAUAAUUCAAAAUUUUUCCCAUGAGUGUAUCAUAGAUUUAAUUUUUGUUUAGAAUAAUUAGAGAUUAUUUUCAAAGGUAUAAACUUUGGAUGCUGUCAUUUCUGCCAUAAAGUAGUCCCAUUUAAGUGCAAUAUGUUUACAAGUUAUUUUGUACAAUAAUUUGGGUAAUAAUUAUUGAACACCAUACAUUUACUUUUGAAUGUAUAUGCCCUAUAUGUCAAUUAUGAAUUUAAUUUUAAUAUCAAUUUAUUCUUGCUGUUGCUUUUUUUUUUUAACUUUAUAAAACGAAAGUAAAUAAGUUUCUGUUGAUGUCUUCUAUGGCAAAAGAACUAAAAUUACCUUUACAAAAUUUAAUUUAGUGAAGAGUAUUAUUUUUUUCAAUAGACAUUUGUGUCCAUUUAUUUAGCACUGAUUAUUCGGUGCUCAUGUCUGUUUCUUGCCCCACUGGCAUACUUCGAUGACUCACUAGCUACUCUUAUGACUAAAAAAUUACCAGAUGUAAAUCAAAAUAGCUUUCUUUUUAACAGCAGAUAUAGUAAUGUACAUAUACAGACAGGCUGUAACAAAUUUGAAAAUUAAAUUCAAAGAUAUUUUAAGGAGACAAAAUCAAGUAACAUGUCAACAAUGCAGCAAGUUGGGUAUUCUUUUCUUUAAAAUCUUAUUACUUUUGUUUAUACUGCUAUCAACAGCUCAGAAUACCCCCAGAGAGUCUUAAUAUUGCAUCACAGUAAACAAAACAGUUGCCUGCAUCUGCUGUGAUAAAUGAUUACAUGACAGAUGUAUAAAUGUAAUAUAAGGUUAUGUCUAUCACUCUUUGCAUAUUUUAUAUUUGCUUGUAUGUGGUAUAUUCAAUAUGUAAAAAGCUGUCCCACUAUGUUAUACAAAUACUAUAUAGAAACAUGCAGGUUACAUGCAGAGGUUAUGUUAAACUUUGAUGUUCCCAAUGCAUGAAUAAAUGGAUAUAUUUAUUAUUAUAAAGAUCAUAAAGAAUGAUGUUAUCACUAUUUUGCUAUGUUGUUGUAUAUUGAGAAUUGUAAAUUAUGGUUUAUGAAAUGUUAAAUCUUUCAGCAUGUACUAUUGUUUAGUUUUUUUGCAUCAAAUAUUUUUUUGUUUUAGUUUGUACAUAUAGACUUUGUAGGGUGAGGCUGUGAAGUUUAUGUUAUUGUUAUGUUAAUGCAAACUACGAGGUAACGUGUGCUAAUAGUAGUUAAACGCAUUAACAGAAAACUCUAUGGUUAUGGAAUAAUAUGGGUUACAAAAUGGAGAAUCUCUAAUGUAUGCUCAAAUAUUUUAAAGAAAAUAUCUGUUGACUGCUUAUGUUGGUCUAUAGCAGUGUUUCUCAAAACUGGGGUGGCAAGAUGUAAACUUGGGAAAGUAUGUAAAGUUAUUUUGAAUUCUAUUAUGUUUGUUUACAGAA
This is a messenger RNA of Zootermopsis nevadensis, 6719 nucleotides long. NCBI's taxonomy places the organism in Eukaryota, Metazoa, Arthropoda, Insecta, Blattodea, Termopsidae. The record is from RefSeq and is a predicted model, not a curated record.